AUGUUUCCCAAUGGUGUGUGGCGCGGUCUUGCGCUAUGUGUCGCUGUCCUUGCUCCGCAAGCAGUGGCGGAUAUUUGCUCGACCUUGAAAGCCGGGGGAAUCGACGUCGAAUAUCCAAUGUCGCCGGACUAUUCCAAGGAUUUGACCAAGUACUGGUCGGCGGCGUGCGGCGAUCUCAAGCCCACAUGCAUUGCAGCGCCGUCCAGUGCAUCGGAAAUGUCGCAGAUCAUCACCGAGCUGCACAAAGUCGAGACCUUGUUUGCGGUCAAGUCUGGUGGCCAUAUGCCUAACAACGGAUUUGCCAGUAUCCAGGAUGGGUUGCUGGUCUCUACCAAGAACCUCGACCAGGUCUUUUAUCACAAGAAAGACCAAACUGCGGUGAUCGGGCCGGGUCUCUCAUGGGAAGAGGCCCAGAAGGGUUUGGCUGGGACGGGACGGACUAUUGUUGGAGGUCGACUCGGAGGAGUGGGCAUUGGAGGAUAUAUGCUUGGAUGCGGAAUGAGUUUCCUGAGUACGCAGUACGGCUGGGCUGCUAACAACGUGGUGGACUUUGAAGUCGUCCUGGCCAACGGCACUGUCGUCCAUGCAAAUGCUAAAAGCAACACUGAUCUCUACGCUGCUCUGAAGGGAGGCGGAAACAACUUCGGCGUUGUUACAGCCUACACCCUGCAGACACACCCGCAAGACCAGAAGGUCUGGGGCGGCAACUAUGUGUUCACGUCGGACAAGACGCCGCAGGUACUGAAGGCGCUUCGCAACUUUGUGGACGAGUACCCGGAUGACAAGGCGGCGAUUAUUCUGACAUCGGAGUAUGGGAUCGCCAUUGAUUUCUGGAUCAUGUUUCUUUUCUACGAUGGCCCGGAGCCGCCCCCUGGAGUGUUUGACGAGUUCACUGCAAUCGAGCACACCUCAACCACGAAGACGUGGGACAGCUACUACGACCUGCUGAAACACAAUGAUUUCUUUAUUCUGCAUGGACAACGCUACACCAUCGCCACGGAGACAACUCCCCUUCCCAACAAGACCGUUGGAUCAGACGUGCUGCAAGGGUACUAUGACCACUGGCGAAAUGUCACCAAGUCGGUGCUGGAAGUCAGCGGGGUGCUGGGAUCCAUCGCCUUCCAGCCCGUGCCCAAGACCUUCACGCGGAAGGCCAAGGAGCGAGGCGGCGAUCUUCUCUCCAUCCCCACCGACACCAGCUACAUCAUCAUCGAGCUCGACUUCUCCUAUGCCUCAGCCAUCGACGACGACAAGAUCGACCAGGCCAACCAGCACCUGUACCAGGGCAUGGGGAAUUUGAUUCAAAAGAACAUUGACAAGGGCCUGUUGCCAGACGUGUACCGGCCCUUGUUCAUGAACGAUGCCUACUACCGCCAGGAUUACUGGGGUCGCAUCCACCCAGCCUCGAAGAAACGGGCUCUCCAGGCGCGACACCGGUAUGACCCUGACGGGUUCUUCCAGAAGCGGACCAGCGGAGGCUGGAGACUCGAGUAA
This is a messenger RNA of Penicillium alfredii, 1494 nucleotides long. Its product is annotated as FAD-binding oxidoreductase. NCBI's taxonomy places the organism in Eukaryota, Fungi, Ascomycota, Eurotiomycetes, Eurotiales, Aspergillaceae. Bases 1 to 1494 code for a protein of 497 amino acids. The record is from RefSeq and is a predicted model, not a curated record. The transcript has 5 exons. Gene Ontology annotation, molecular function: FAD binding.